Molecule: messenger RNA, 390 nt
Organism: Aspergillus affinis
Lineage: Eukaryota; Fungi; Ascomycota; Eurotiomycetes; Eurotiales; Aspergillaceae
Product: sterigmatocystin 8-O-methyltransferase
Exons: 2
Coding region: 1-390 (129 amino acids)
Molecular function (GO): O-methyltransferase activity
Source: RefSeq, a predicted model, not a curated record
AUGUUCAAGGCGUGGGAUGAGGAGGGGAUUGAGAAGGUGGCGUAUGAUUUCUUUGCGGAGCAGCCUAUCCUCGGGGCGAGAGUGUAUUUCUAUCAUCAUAUCCUGCACAAUUGGCCCGACGCUGAUUGCCUCAUAAUUCUGGAGCAAGUAGUGGUGGGCAUGACCGCGGGAUAUUCGAAGCUCCUUUUGCACGAAGUGAUUCUACCGGAGCAUGGAGCGUCUCAAUUCGAAGGUUCGCUUGACUUGGUCAUGAUGGCUUUCAAUAGGGGUAUGGAGCGCACAAGGAAGCAGUGGCGUGAGCUGUUGGCGAAGGCUGGACUUCAGGUGAUACAGUUCUGGAAGGCAACUGAGGAGGAUGGGGAUGGCGUUGUGGAGGCAAUGAAAAUGUAA